This is a messenger RNA of Clupea harengus (Atlantic herring), 2551 nucleotides long. RefSeq names its product cytochrome P450 2J4-like. The record is from RefSeq and is a predicted model, not a curated record. Gene Ontology annotation, molecular function: oxidoreductase activity, acting on paired donors, with incorporation or reduction of molecular oxygen, reduced flavin or flavoprotein as one donor, and incorporation of one atom of oxygen; heme binding; iron ion binding. Gene Ontology annotation, cellular component: cytoplasm; intracellular membrane-bounded organelle. NCBI's taxonomy places the organism in Eukaryota, Metazoa, Chordata, Actinopteri, Clupeiformes, Clupeidae. Gene Ontology annotation, biological process: xenobiotic metabolic process.
GACCUCCCUGGGGCCCUAAGCAAAAUUCUGCUAAGGGGCCAACCUGACCUGUGAGCCAGGUAAACAACUUGCUGUUGCCACACAGUCACACCUGACAACCCAGGGCUCUCGCUACAAUCCUCCCACCUUUAAAACUCCCUCCUCGCUCCUUCUGUCCGUCUAAGAGCACAAAGUCACAGAACACAGCCCUGGACGUGGCUGGCAAUCAAACAAGACACAGACAGACCAAGAGAUGUACUGCCCAGUUAGGUUAGCAGGUGGGGAAGAAGAGAAAACGAAUUUGGAACCAAAGUAACACGGAGAUUUUCCUGUCCGAUUGCUCUCUGUUGCAUAAGAACCUCAGUGCUGAGCAGGUGCAGAAGCCACUUCCACUCCCUCUUUAAUUGCUUGAGGGUCCACAAAACAGGAAGUUUUCCUUACCCAGACGCAAUAGUCAACUGUUUGACUGCGGAGCAAGGUUCAACACGGAGUUGUCAGCUGUGCAAAAUGACGGCGAUUUUCCAUAUUUUGGAACUGUUAGACAUCAAAAGCUUUUUGCUUUUUGUCUUCAUUUUCCUUCUGGUAUUUGACUACAUCAAAACCAAACCACCAAAGAAUUUUCCUCCUGGACCGUGGUCAUUGCCUUUUAUAGGCGAUUUGCAUCACAUUGACUUCACCAAAGUCCAUCUACAGUUUGUCAAGUUUGCUGAAAAAUAUGGGCAAAUUUUCAGUAUUCGAUUUUUUGGACCAAGGAUUGUUGUUCUCAACGGACUCAAGCUAGUGAGAGAAGCAUAUGUCCACCAAGGAGAAAACUUUGCUGAUCGUCCUUCCUUACCUAUAUUUGCUGAUAUUGUGGGAGACAAAGGAAUUGUUGUGUCUAAUGGAUAUACUUGGAAACAUCAGAGAAGGUUUGCUCUUCACACCCUGAGGAAUUUUGGGUUGGGCAAAAGAAGCCUUGAGCCCUUCAUCCUUCAAGAGUGCAGAUAUCUAAACGAAGCAUUAGUUAAUGAGCAAGGUAAACCAUUCAAUCCAAUGUGGCUAGUUAACAAUGCUGUGUCCAACAUCAUCUGUGUGCUGGUGUUUGGGGAGCGCUUUGAGUACUCCAACAAUGACUUCCAGGCUCUCCUGAAGGACAUCAAUGAGGUCAUCUUUCUAGAAGGAUCAGCAUGGGCUCAGUUGUACAACAUGUUCCCGUGGUUAAUGCGCAGAGUCCCUGGCCCACACCAGAAAAUAUUUGCUCUUUGGGAAAAACAGAUUACCUUUGUAAAGAAAAAAAUUGAAGACCAUCAAGUAGACUAUGAUCCUUCAAACCCUCAGGACUACAUUGAUUGUUUCAUUGGAGAAAUGGAAAAGUACAAGGAUGAUGAAGCAUCAGGCUUCAAUGUGGAAAACUUGUGCUUCUGCACUCUGGACCUGUUUGUAGCAGGAACUGAGACCACAUCUACCACCCUGAACUGGGGGCUGCUCUACAUGAUCAAAUAUCCUGAGAUACAGCGAAAGGUGCAAGAGGAGAUUGACCGUGUGGUUGGAUCCUCACGCCCGCCCUCCUUAACUGACAGGGAGAACAUGCCUUACACUGAUGCUGUUAUCCAUGAGACCCAGAGAAUCGGAAACAUUCUUCCCUUGAAUGUGGGCAGAAGUGCCACCAAAGACACCCAAGUCGGCGGUUACAUCAUUCCCAAGGGCACAAUGGUGGUGGCCAGCCUGACAUCUGUUUUGUUCGAUGAGACGGAAUGGGAGACCCCUCACACCUUCAACCCGGAACACUUCCUGGAUACAGAGGGGAAGUUCAGGAGGAGGGAGGGCUUCCUGCCUUUCUCUAUUGGGAAGAGAGUGUGCUUGGGAGAGCAGCUGGCCAGAAUGGAGCUGUUCCUGUUCUUCACCUCACUGCUCCAGCGGUUCUCCUUCUCAGCACCACAGGGAGUAGAACCCAAAUUGGAGUACAAACUCGGAGCAACUCACAGCCCCCAACCCUAUCAACUCUGUGCUGUUCCUCGCUGAGACGCUUAGCUGAGCACUUUCUUUAUACUGCUUUGUAUACUUUAAAUGUAUGAGGUAAGCAGUGUUCAGUCUUAAUUGUUCUUCUGCUCCACAUGCUGUUCUUGUGUAUGUCAGAAUGGGAAUGGGUUAUAUUGUGCUUGUUCUAAGGGGGUUCAGGCCCUGGGCUCUGUAAAGCGCUGUGAGACAAUCAACCCUUUCAACUCUGUGCUGAUCCUGAGAUGCAUAUAACUUUCUUUAUAUGCUGUGCUGCUCUUUAAAUCUGAACUGUAUUUUUUUUUUAAUCCAGAUUGUAAUAUUUAGUAUAGGUAUUGCUAUGUAAUACACAGCGAAACAAGAGACACAAUCAGGCAUAACCUUAAAGUGUUCUACUGUAUCACAUGCUAUGAGGCAUACAUACUUGAAGUGGGUAUUCACACAACAACCAUUUCUUUCUUGUAUAUAUUACAGGAUUUACAAGGGUUUUGUAGUGCAUUUAUACAGUAUGGGACAGUAUAAGACCAAGCUUAGUGGCUACCUCAAUGGGUGCUCAGACAAUGGCAGUUCAUCUUAAUACAUAAACUGUAUGCAAUAA